Messenger RNA from Nematolebias whitei (Rio pearlfish), 1172 nucleotides. RefSeq names its product alcohol dehydrogenase 1-like. Gene Ontology annotation, cellular component: cytosol. The transcript has 9 exons. Bases 14 to 1159 code for a protein of 381 amino acids. Gene Ontology annotation, molecular function: zinc ion binding; S-(hydroxymethyl)glutathione dehydrogenase [NAD(P)+] activity. Gene Ontology annotation, biological process: formaldehyde catabolic process. NCBI's taxonomy places the organism in Eukaryota, Metazoa, Chordata, Actinopteri, Cyprinodontiformes, Rivulidae. The record is from RefSeq and is a predicted model, not a curated record.
GUCUGCAACUAACAUGGACACAGCUGGGAAGGUCAUCAAAUGUAAGGCAGCAGUAGCCUGGGAGCCCAACAAGCCCCUGGUGAUUGAAGAGGUGGAGGUAGAACCUCCGCAGGAGAAGGAGGUCCGAAUCAAGGUGGUGGCAUCGGGUCUGUGCCAGUCAGACCUGUACUAUUUGUAUAAAGAUAUGAAUAAAGAUCUCUUCCCAUUGGUUCUUGGCCAUGAAGCUGCUGGAAUAGUGGAAAGUGUUGGCAAGGGUGUCACAGAAUUUCAGCCAGGAGACAAGGUUAUUCCCUUGUUCAUCCCACAGUGUCGAGAAUGUCGCUUCUGUAAGAACCCUAAGACCAACCUAUGUGAAAAACGUAAAAUACAUUUUCUCCACAGAGGAUCAAGUGAACCUAACAUGGCAAACUCCAGAAUUUGCUGUAAGGGGAAGAAGUUGCUGCAGUUUAUGGGAACCAGUACCUUCUCCGAGUACACUGUAUUGAAAGAGAUUGCUCUAGCGAAGAUUGACCCAGCUGCCCCUCUGGAUAAAGUUUGCCUCCUUGGCUGUGGGGUCUCCACGGGGUUUGGAGCAGCAAUUAAUGUUGCCAAGGUUGAACCAGGCUCCACGUGCGCUGUGUUUGGUCUGGGAGCUAUAGGAUUGGCUGCAGUCAUGGGCUGCAAAGCUGCAGGAGCUAAAAGGAUCAUUGCUGUUGACAUCAAUCCAGACAAGUUUGAGAAAGCCAAAGUGCUUGGUGCAACUGAUUUUGUGAACUCUAAAGAGCACAGUAAGCCUAUCAGCCAGGUGCUCGUUGAGAUGACCAACGGAGGAGUGGACUAUUCCCUGGAAUGUGUUGGGAAUGUGGAAGUCAUGCGCAGUGCCUUGGAGUCCAGUGCACCAGGUUGGGGCGUCAGCGUGAUUGUUGGCUACACAAACUUGCACGACAUUAGUGCUCGGCCCCUUCAGCUUAUGACUGGACGAACAUGGAAGGGCACCUUGUUUGGAGGGUUCAAGAGUAAGGACGGUAUUCCCGAGAUGGUUAAAAACUACCUGGACAAGAAGGUGACGCUGGAUGAGUUCAUCACUCACAAGAUGACUUUGGACCAGGUCAAUGAUGCGAUUGAGCUGUUGAAGCAUGGCAAAUGCAUCCGGGCAGUCAUGAGUGUUUCUCCACAAUAAGCCAAAGUGAUCC